This is a messenger RNA of Trichomonas vaginalis G3, 1014 nucleotides long. RefSeq names its product microtubule binding. The annotation marks the transcript as partial. NCBI's taxonomy places the organism in Eukaryota, Parabasalia, Trichomonadida, Trichomonadidae. The transcript has a single exon. The record is from RefSeq and is a predicted model, not a curated record.
AUGGAUCUUGCAGACAAGGUCAAGGGUCUCCAAGACAAGGAUGCCGCUCAGGACGAGAAGGACAAGAACCUUGAAGGCGCCAUCCAAGAACUCAAGGACAAGGAUGCCGCUCAGGACGAGAAGGACAAGAACCUUGAAGGCGCCAUCCAAGAACUCAAGGACAAGGAUGCCGCUCAGGACGAGAAGGACAAGAACCUUGAAGGCGCCAUCCAAGAACUCAAGGACAAGGAUGCCGCUCAGGACGAGAAGGACAAGAACCUUGAAGGCGCCAUCCAAGAACUCAAGGACAAGGAUGCCGCUCAGGACGAGAAGGACAAGGCCAACGAAGAAGCAAUCAAGUCCCUCGCCGACAGACUCCAGGAUCUCAAGGACACGAUCAGAGACGCCGAGGAAGCCAAGGCUACCCAAGGUGCCGAAGAUCUCCAGGGUGUCAACGACGCUCUCAAUGCUCUCAACAACCUCAUCAAGGAGAAGGCCGACGACGAUGCUCUCAAGGCCCUCGAAGACAGGUUGAACAACAACGACAACAAGGACAACAAGCAAGAUGAGGAUCUCAACGAGCUCAAGGACAAGUUGAACUCUCUUGAUGACAAGAUCAAGGCUGUCGAUGAGGCUAAUGCAGCCCAAGGCGCCGAAGACCUCAAGAACGUCAACGAUGCUCUUAAGGCUCUCGAAGACAAGGUCAAGGAGCUUAACGACAAGGCCGACAACACAGACAACCGCGACAACAAGCAAGACGAGUACAUCAUGGAUCUUGCAGACAAGGUCAAGGGUCUCCAAGACAAGGAUGCCGCUCAGGACGAGAAGGACAAGAACCUUGAAGGCGCCAUCCAAGAACUCAAGGACAAGGAUGCCGCUCAGGACGAGAAGGACAAGGCCAACGAAGAAGCAAUCAAGUCCCUCGCCGACAGACUCCAGGAUCUCAAGGACACGAUCAGAGACGCCGAGGAAGCCAAGGCUACCCAAGGUGCCGAAGAUCUCCAGGGUGUCAACGACGCUCUCAAUGCUCUCAAC